AUGAAAGGAAUCGCAAUCGCGAUUCCGGCAAGAACUUUCACCCCCAACCCGGAGUUCGUGGCAGGCGCGGCCGCAGCGGGAAGCGGAGUGGCUGCAUCCGCCUCGCCUGCCAUUACCGCCGUGGGUGUAAGUGUAGUAAAAGUUGCGGCGAAGGUAGGCGGGGUUGGAGGCGUGGGAGCAACAGGGGCGGUUGGAAGAGUUGUAACCGAGGGAGGAAUAGGAGGCGGCGGCGGUGCAGAGCCUGGUGGAGGAACGGGUGGUGCAGAACCUGGUGGAAGUGGUGGUGCAGAACCUGGCGGCGGAACAGGGGGUGGAGGCGGCGCUGAACCCGGAGGAGGUGGAGGCGGCGCUGGGCCUGUAGGGGGUACUGGAGGAGCCGGUGGUGGUGGCACUGGGUCUGUAGGUGCGGAUGGUGGUGCAGGUGGAGGAGGUGGUGCUGGACUCCUAGGGAGAACAGUCGGUGGAGGAGGCGGAGGUGCUGACCCCGUAGGAGGGAUCGGAGGCGCAGCUGGAGGAGGAGGAGGCGUCGAUCCCGCAGGCGGUGGGGGAGGAGGUGCAGGACCCGUGGGAGCGGGCGGUGGAGGGACCGGUCCGGUUGGUGGCGGCGGAGGGGGGACCGGAGGAGAAGCUGGAGGAGGAACCGGAGGAGCAGCAGGUGGAGGCGGCGGAGGAGGUGCCGAUCCCGCAGGCGGUGGUGGAGGCGGUGCAGGACCUGUGGGAGCAGGUGGAGGAGGAGGAGGUGCCGGUCCCGUAGGCGGAACAGGCGGCGGCGGUGGCGGCGGUGCUGGUCCAGUAGGCGGAACAGGCGGCGGUGGCGGCGGAGGUGCCGGUCCAGUAGGCGGAACUGGAGGAGGUGGCGGUGGAGGAGGCGCUGGAUCUGUGGGAGGUAUUGGAGGCGUAGGAGGUGGAGGAGGCACUUGUGGAUAUGGGCUCCUCACAACAACUGCCCUCCCUAUGAUGUGA
Molecule: messenger RNA, 963 nt
Organism: Neoarthrinium moseri
Lineage: Eukaryota; Fungi; Ascomycota; Sordariomycetes; Amphisphaeriales; Apiosporaceae
Exons: 2
Coding region: 1-963 (320 amino acids)
Source: RefSeq, a predicted model, not a curated record